AUGCUCGGAUCGCGCAUACGUGAACACAAGCAGACCGUGCGACGAGGCGAUGAAUCAUCACGAGUUGCAGCUCACACCUACGAAACAGGCCAUGAGUUCAACUUCGCUGCCGUCAAGGUACUCGCCCACGCGGGAAACAAGACGAGCAGAGAAUUUAUUGGAGCCUGGUCCAGGGAUGAGAAUUCUGUCAACAGAUGUGUCGAAUUGGCGCCGGCAUACAGGGCCUUACGCUAUUGCAAACGAUCACAUCCAGAGGCUCGCCAUAGUUAA
Messenger RNA from Dibothriocephalus latus, 270 nucleotides. The record is from the annotation of a GenBank genome assembly. NCBI's taxonomy places the organism in Eukaryota, Metazoa, Platyhelminthes, Cestoda, Diphyllobothriidea, Diphyllobothriidae.